CAUGUCGGCGGCGUCUUCAUACCGUGGUGGAAAUUUGUUCGAUGCUGAAACGUUACUUCGACCUCGGUGUAACAACUUUUUUUAAGCGAUGAAAUGAAAUGGUGGAUUACUUGUGAGUGCUGCAAAGCUCUUGACCUAUAUAAACUUGGCAAUAAUGGGCGCUUGUCGCGUCUGGAACCUCAUCACUAUGCGUUCUCUUUCCCUUACACUGUUUGGUUUAGUAUCUUAUGCUUUCACUUUUCCUCUAACCAAACGCGCCUCUGGAGUCACUACUGAUGCCUCUGAAGCCGAUGCUCAAUCCUUUGACUACAUCGUUGUUGGCGCUGGCCUUACUGGAACAACAGUGGCCGCGCGACUUGCAGAAGACUCCGGUGUAACAGUUCUUCUUAUCGAGGCCGGAGCAGAUAAUCGUGACGAUUCUCGCGUCUACGAUAUCUAUGCUUAUUCUCAGGCCUUCGGCACCGAACUGGAUUGGAGUUGGUCGACAGACGAUGGCAGGACUAUUCGUGGGGGGAAAACUCUGGGUGGAAGUUCCUCAAUCAAUGGCGGACACUAUACACGUGGUUUGGACGCGCAAUUUGAUGCAUGGUCCUUACUCUUGGAAGACGAUGAGUCCGAUGUGGGCUGGAACUGGCAAGGGAUGUUUAAUUACAUGAAAAAGUCGGAGGAUUUCUCCGCGCCUAAUGACCAACAAUCUGCAAAGGGUGCGCAAUUCAACGGUGAUUACCAUGGAUACAACGGACCUGUCCAAGUGACGUACCCCGACGAGAUGUACGGUGGACCUCAGCAGGGCGACUUUGUCAACACAGUCGUCAAUCUCACUGGCAUCUACCAUUCCCCCGGUCUCAAUGGUGGCGGAGCCAACGCGGUCUCAAUCACACCUUUGACCAUCAAUUGGCAUGACGGUGAUCAUCGUUCUUCUUCGGUUCAGGCAUACCUUACCCCCGUCGAAAGUGUACGAUCCAAUUGGCUUACCCUUGCUGAGCAUCAGGUUACUAAGAUCAAUUGGGCAAACACCAGUAGUGUUCUCUUGACUGCAUCUGGUGUUGAAUUUGCUCCCGCAAGUGGAGGGUCUACCAGAUACACUACCACUGCAAACAGGGAGGUCAUUGUUGCAUGCGGUUCCAUCCAGUCUCCUGCGCUCCUUCAGCUUUCUGGAAUCGGCGACUCCGAUGUCCUGGGACCUCUAGGAGUCGAUACACUCAUUGAUCUCAAGACUGUCGGCAGAAAUCUUCAGGAGCAGGCGCUUACAAUGAACUCCCUUGGCGCUGGCGGUAACUUUGACGAUGGAGGACGUGGACCUUCGGAUGCCAUUGCCUACCCCAAUAUCUAUCAGGUAUUUGGCGACGAAGCAGCAGCAUCUGUUAGCAAGAUCCAGUCUAAUCUGUCAUCCUGGGCCAGCAGCCAAGCAAGCUCAGCGUUGAGUGCAGAUGCUUUGGAACAGAUAUAUAGCAUCCAAGCUGAUUUGAUCAUAAACCACAACGCACCUAUCGUUGAGCUUUUCUUUGAUACUGGGUACCCAGCUGCUCUUGGUAUUGAUGAGUGGCAGCUACUCCCAUUCAGUAGAGGAACCGUCCAAAUCUCGACCACAGACCCAUUCACUCAGCCGGCAAUUAACGUGAACUAUUUCUCCGUUGAUUGGGACCUCGAUGUCCAGAUUGCCAGCUCCCGGCUGUCUCGCACUAUUCUUGCCAGUCCUCCACUCAGCGACCUCUCGACCGGCGAAUCUAUCCCUGGUGACUCAGUUCCUAACGAUGACGACCGCGGCAGUGACGAGGAGUGGAGAUCGUGGAUUACGAAUGGUUUCACGGCAGUGUCGCACCCGAUUGGAACAUUGGCUAUGAUGAAGAGAAGUCUUGGCGGUGUCGUCGACUCUCAGCUCAAGGUUUACGAUACCUCUAACGUUCGCGUCGUCGACGCUUCGGUUGUGCCUUUGCAUAUCAGUGCUCAUCUUUCUGCAGGAUUGUAUGGCGUUGCUGAAAAGGCGGCUGAUCUAAUCAAGGCCUCAUAUUGAGCGUCUCGAUACCCUUAUACUUUGACUUAUAUUCCCUUGGACUAUUGUUUGGUUUCAUAUUAACAGAGGAAGGCUUGCCCUCGUCGGCGUUUUUUCGGACUGAUACCACUGUACAGACUUGUAUAGUAGUGCUGUAGUAAUACUAGUAGCCACUGAUCUGUG
This is a messenger RNA of Guyanagaster necrorhizus, 2176 nucleotides long. RefSeq names its product alcohol oxidase. The coding region runs from base 155 to 2014 and encodes 619 amino acids. The transcript has 12 exons. Gene Ontology annotation, molecular function: oxidoreductase activity, acting on CH-OH group of donors; flavin adenine dinucleotide binding. NCBI's taxonomy places the organism in Eukaryota, Fungi, Basidiomycota, Agaricomycetes, Agaricales, Physalacriaceae. The record is from RefSeq and is a predicted model, not a curated record.